AUGGCACCUUCUAUCCCAAUUCCCACCCAAGGUGGCAUGUUUCAUACUUUUCAAGGAGUCACACCUCGGAAGCAGUCAACAGACUCUACUGAGAGUGCCAAAUCAGGCGGCAACGGCACUUCGAAGCGCAUCACCACACCCCAUGCCUGCGCAGAAUGCAAACGCCGUAAGAUCCGAUGUGACGGCCAACAGCCAUGUGGCCAAUGCCUGUCAAGCCGAGCACCAAAGCGGUGUUUCUAUGACAAGCAUCGUCAACGUGUGAUACCGUCAAGAAAGACACUCGAGGCUCUGUCCCAAUCUUUAGAGGAAUGCCGGUCCAUCCUCAAAAGGUUAUAUCCCAACCACGAAGUCCAAGCACUACUGCCAUUGUCACGUCAUGAGUUGCUCAGCCUUUUGGACCGCCCAACCCUAGAUACCAUCAAUGCGUUACCAUCACCGCCCCUUCAUACUUCACCGCUUUCGGCGGAUAUGAGCUCACCACGACUCUCGGCAACCGAACAGGGCAUCGCCAGCCUCGAACAAAUCCCGACCAGAGAUACCGAGUGGGACGAAGAACGCCGAGGCCGUGACCACCUCCCCAUCGAGUCGGACGACGUCAAUGCCCUAUCUCUAUCCGUGGACCGACAAGCAUCAUACCUGGGUGCAUCCUCAAUCAAGGCAGCGUUGAUGGUCAUGCUCAAGGUCCAGCCGGGCCUCCGGAACUCCCUCACACCCCCACUGAACAGCGUCGAGAUGGCACACAACCUGCCAACUAUGAAGCAAAAGGUGACAAACACAAAAGAGCCGCAGCGAGUUCCUUGGUCUUGGAAAGGCCAGACCUUGAUCGAUGCCUAUUUCAAGCGCCUUCACGUCUUCGUUCCUAUGCUCGACGAGGCAUCCUUCAGAGCCGACUACCUGGAGGGGCAGAGAUUCGACGCCUCUUGGCUCGCACUUCUCAAUAUGGUUUUUGCCAUGGGCAGCAUUGUGGCGAUGAAAUCGGAUGACUACAACCACUUCAACUACUACAACAAAGCGAUGGAGUAUCUGCCCAUGGACGCGUUUGGCAGCAGCCACAUCGAGACGGUACAAGCACUGGCUCUCAUUGGUGGAUAUUAUCUCCACUACAUCAACCGCCCCAACAUGGCAAACUCGGUGCUCGGCGCUGCUAUCAGAAUGGCCAGCGCUCUUGGGCUUCACAGGGAAAGUCUGGCCCAAGGUACGGCUGGCAGCAAUAAUGAGAUUGCUGCCGCCGAGACGAGAAGACGCACUUGGUGGGGCCUCUUCUGUCUGGAUACCUGGGCUACUACAACAAUGGGCCGCCCAUCGUUUGGUCGAUGGGGCCCUGCCAUCAACAUUCGCCCCCCUGAAACUGGUAUCAGCUCUGGCCGCGACUCAGCCCAGCACGCUGGCAUUCUUCCCUUAAUCGAGAACAUCAAGUUCUGCAAAAUUGCCACGGGCAUUCAAGACAUGUUGGCGAUCACGCCCCUUCUUCGCACGGAAGACCGCUGCAACCUGGAUGGUCAGCUGGUCAACUGGUACAGCAACUUGCCAUGGCUGCUUCGUACCAGUGACCCUUGCGCCGAGCCUCUCUAUAUUGCACGCUGCAUUAUGAAGUGGCGAUACCAGAACCUGCGCAUGCUUCUGCACAGACCAGUACUUCUACAUCUCGCGAGCAGUGGCGCUUCUCACGCGGCCGAACACGACAUUGCCGCUAUUGAAGCAUGCCACGAUCUUGCUAAGCAGACCAUCGAGGACAUUGCUCGCGAGUGGACCCGUAAUCAGAUGUCGGGCUGGAACGCCGUUUGGUUCCUCUACCAGGCAGCCAUGAUCCCCUUGGUCAGUAUAUUCUGGCAAUGGGACAGCCCGAGGGUGCCGGACUGGCAGAAGCAGGUUGAGACCAUUUUGGAGCUCAUGGAGGCCAUGGAAGACUGGUCUCUGGCCGCGCGCAGAAGCCGCGAGGUGGUCUGGCGCAUGUACGAAGCCUCGAGGCAACUGGAACCGGGUUUGCGGGCCCAUAGUCCCGGCCCUUUGCACCGACUGGUGACUACUGACCACGGCGGCAUCAUCAUGGCGGAUGGUUCCGAAAUACAUAUGUCACCAAUCGGGCUAGAGCCCGAGGGCCUGGGGAUGAUGGGGGUGCUGGACCAGCACGGGCUAUGGGAUCUCGAUGGCAUGCUCUGGGGUGGUAUGACUGCCGACGAAAUGGAGUAUGCAGCACACUUAGGUCACGUUCACGACAGCAUGAUGCACAUGGAUUACGGUAUGAUGGGGGUUCAUCCUACGGCCGCCGGCAUGGACGGCGCUGCAUUUACGUUCGUUCACUGA
This is a messenger RNA of Pseudomassariella vexata, 2304 nucleotides long. Its product is annotated as fungal-specific transcription factor domain-containing protein. NCBI's taxonomy places the organism in Eukaryota, Fungi, Ascomycota, Sordariomycetes, Amphisphaeriales, Pseudomassariaceae. The coding region runs from base 1 to 2304 and encodes 767 amino acids. Gene Ontology annotation, cellular component: nucleus. The record is from RefSeq and is a predicted model, not a curated record. Gene Ontology annotation, biological process: positive regulation of transcription from RNA polymerase II promoter by galactose; DNA-templated transcription. The transcript is spliced from 3 exons. Gene Ontology annotation, molecular function: DNA-binding transcription factor activity, RNA polymerase II-specific; zinc ion binding; RNA polymerase II cis-regulatory region sequence-specific DNA binding.